Messenger RNA from Camelina sativa (false flax), 1462 nucleotides. RefSeq lists its product as uncharacterized. Gene Ontology annotation, cellular component: cytoplasm. Lineage: Eukaryota; Viridiplantae; Streptophyta; Magnoliopsida; Brassicales; Brassicaceae. The record is from RefSeq and is a predicted model, not a curated record. Gene Ontology annotation, biological process: protein refolding.
AAUAGAUUAAGCCCAAUAACGAAAGGCCCAUUAAUAAGGAUGACCCAAAAGGAUCCGAUAAUCUGACCCGCCAAGUAAUAUUUAACGGCCCUCCGUCAAAGCCGUUUCUCUUCUCUUCUCUUCCACCACUUAAGUUAACGUCACUGGUCCGUUGACAAACAGACCUGUGUGGCUGUGAGCCCUGUGACUGGUCAGUGUGGGAAGAAAGAAGAUAAUGCAGACUCAGCUUCUGGUUGGACCCAUCCCACUCAAGGGCUGCCGUCGAUUCUCAUCCUCCUCCUUCUACGGCGAUCUCCUCCCUCCGUCGUCUAAAUAUUUCGGCCGAGACCUACAACAACACCACCACCACCACCGUCGAAGGCACCGCGACGGCAGAUCUCGCUCUCACCGUAAUCGCUCGAAAACCACAAUUACUUCUGCCGCGUAUUCUUCUUCGUCUUCGGCUUCUAAUACCGGCGGCGGACAGAGCCACUACGCUGUUUUGGGGGUAGCUCGUUACGCCACACAAGUUGAUAUCAAGAAAGCUUAUCGCCUGCUCGCUCGAAAGUUCCAUCCUGAUGUGAAUAAGGACUCUAGAGCCGGAGAGUUAUUCAAGACCAUUCGUUGUUCCUACGAAGUACUUUCUAAUGAAGCUGCAAGGACUCAGUACGACCGAGCACUUAAAGUUGAAGAGAAUGCAAGGUUCCACAGAGUGAAAAGGCAAAACUACACCCCUGAGGUUGAAGAUGCCAUGAAGUAUUACUACAGCUGGGCUGAGAAAAGACAAAGAUCCAGACACGAGAGGUUCCACGGACACUAUUCUACAUAUCCAAAGUCACAUUUCUACGCUGAGACCGAGCCACUAGAAGAAGACGAAGCAGAAGAAGUAGGAAGAGCACAAGACCAGCGAGACUCCUUUGUCGAAUCUCUAAAAUCCACCUUCUUAUCGAUGUUUCUUCUUUACUCGCUCGGCUGUCUAGCAUCUCUCACAUUUAGCACGUUCACGGCUUUGCUCGACAAGGAACUCGACAUGGGUUACAAAGUUGGUUUCAUGAUCGCAUGGAUACUAGGUGGAAAAGGUGGCAUCCUUCUCACUCUGUGUCUAACGUUCGCAAGCUGGCUGUGUGGGAAAGCAAGCAGCAGCGUUGUGGUUCUUGUGGUAGUGGCGAUGUGGGUUGGCUCCAAUUUAGCUAGACAUGCUCCUCUUCCACAAGGUGCUCUUCUCACCCUCCUCUACAUGUCAAUUAAGCUUCAAGUCGACUCAACCUGAAUCGUAUUCUACCGCAGCUUCUUCACUACGUUAGGUUGUAAAUAGCUAAAUUACUUGUUCUCAAGUCCAAUAUCCCUUGAGAUAAGAUGUGUUCAAUGGUCUGGAGAAAGAUUGAAUAGUAAAAGAGAAGAAAUUGCUUGAAAAAGUUACAAAAGACUCCAUUUUCAUUGUUUUCCAAGAUUACAAAUCAAUUAAUCAAUCAAAGUUACAAAA